AUAGGGAAGAAGGACAAACCACAGGUUCGUUCUUCUUCCAUGGAUGAAACUAAUCCCAUAACUGCAAGAUCACCAAAAAAGUACAGCAGUUUAGAGAAGGUUGAAGCUUGUCUGGGACGAGCUCGAGCUGCUAUAAGAGAAGCCAAACAUGGGAAUCAAACACAUGACCCAGACUACAUCCCUACAGGCCCAAUAUACUGGAAUGCCAGUGCUUUCCACAGGAGCUAUAUGGAAAUGGAAAAAAGUUUCAAGGUAUACGUCUACGAAGAAGGAGAGCCCCCAGUUUUCCACUACGGUCCAUGCAUGCACACCUAUGCAAUUGAAGGUUUUUUCAUACAGAAAAUGGAGGUCAGCUAUUUUAGGACCAGAGAUCCAGGCAAAGCCCAUGUUUAUUUUCUUCCAUUCAGUGUCACAAUGAUAACUCAAGUAAUAUAUGUGCCUGAAUCCCAUGAAUGGGGCCUCAUGAAAAACACAGCCAAAGACUAUGUCGAUGUUAUUGCUACAAAGUAUCCUUAUUGGAAUCGAAGCCUUGGGGCUGAUCACUUCAUGCUUGCUUGCCAUGAUUGGGGGCCGGAAAUUUCAUUUGCAAUCCCAUACCUAUACAAAAACUCCAUACGAGCUCUAUGCAAUGCAAACACCUCGGAAAGAUUCAACCCAUCUAGAGAUGUUUCUAUCCCAGAAAUCCAUCUCCCCACCGGCACAACAGAAGGAAUGCUAGGCGGCCUGUCCCCCUCGCAACGCUCGGUUUUAGUCUUUUUUGCCGGAGGCCUCCAUGGCCCCAUUAGGCCAAUUCUUUUGGAGCAUUGGGAAAAUAAGGACGAAGAGAUCCAGGUUCACCGCUACCUCCCAAAGGGCGUCUCGUACUACACGAUGAUGAGAAAGAGCAAAUACUGCAUUUGUCCGAGUGGUUACGAAGUUGCAAGCCCCAGAAUGGUGGAGGGACUCUACAUGGGGUGUGUCCCUGUGCUGAUCAAGGACAACUAUGUAACCCCAUUUAGUGAUGUUCUUAAUUGGAAGACGUUUUCGGUUAUUAUCCCGGUUAAGGAUAUUCCUAACCUGAAGAAGAUCCUGAUGGGUAUUCCUCAAAAGCAAUACAUAAAGAUGCAGAGGAGGGGAAUGCAAGUGAGAAGGCAUUUUGAGGUUAAUUCUCCUCCAAAGAGGUUUGAUGUGUUCCACAUGAUUCUUCAUUCAAUUUGGCUUAGAAGACUCAACAUUAGAGUUCAUGACUUUCAGUGAAUCAUUCAUCAUGACUGGUUGAUUUGUAUGAUUGGGACUUGGAUUGGUUCAGUUUGGU
Messenger RNA from Ilex paraguariensis (yerba mate), 1294 nucleotides. The record is from the annotation of a GenBank genome assembly. NCBI's taxonomy places the organism in Eukaryota, Viridiplantae, Streptophyta, Magnoliopsida, Aquifoliales, Aquifoliaceae.